This is a messenger RNA of Clunio marinus, 243 nucleotides long. The record is from the annotation of a GenBank genome assembly. Lineage: Eukaryota; Metazoa; Arthropoda; Insecta; Diptera; Chironomidae.
AUGCAGUUAAUGACCUUCAAUUCGCUGUUGAUGUUCGAUAUCGUCUUUAUAUUUUUUCUCUUUCUCAUUGCGGUCACAUGUUUGUUAUACUAUUUGCCGCCAGUAAAGAUUAAGCAUAAAUCGCAUUUGGAUAGACGUAGAAGUCAACAAAGUGUCACAGUGGCAAGUAGCAACAGUACGAGCGAAGCUAUUCAUACGAAGCAACAACAUCAAACAAAUUAUCGUCAACCGGCAGUUAUUUGA